Molecule: messenger RNA, 444 nt
Organism: Glarea lozoyensis ATCC 20868
Lineage: Eukaryota; Fungi; Ascomycota; Leotiomycetes; Helotiales; Helotiaceae
Exons: 1
Coding region: 1-444 (147 amino acids)
Source: RefSeq, a predicted model, not a curated record
AUGGAGUGUCGCCAACGACGUGCCUUUGGGAUGCGACACCGCGCGCCACCAUGUGAUCGUCACGCCGGCGUGCAGCACGACGAACAGGAGGCCUGUCGCGAUGGCCGAGAGCAGGGCGAGCACGACCGAGGGCUCGAAGCGCCAGUCGGCGGGCCGUUGGUCGGAGACGCUGAUUAUGACUGCGCAGGCGACGGCGCUGGAUAUGGCUGUGGUGAGGGCGAGGAGGCCGAGCCAGGGGAGCCGGCCGAAGAAGGAGGGGUGCCAGGUGUAGGUUGGGGGGAGGGUGUGUUGGAGGGGUUGCGAGACGAUGUGGAAGGUGGUUUUUUUGUCCAUUUUGAUCUGAAUGACUUCGCAAAGUGGUUGAAGAUUGCGGGUGCGAGGGUCUCUUAUAUCGAUCGAACCCCAGCUCGUAAACUUCAUCGAUUCUCUAGCCUUGAAGUCUAG